Molecule: messenger RNA, 2870 nt
Organism: Mercenaria mercenaria
Lineage: Eukaryota; Metazoa; Mollusca; Bivalvia; Venerida; Veneridae
Product: death-associated inhibitor of apoptosis 2-like
Exons: 9
Coding region: 551-1603 (350 amino acids)
Biological process (GO): negative regulation of apoptotic process; regulation of cell cycle
Cellular component (GO): spindle microtubule; cytoplasm; nucleus
Molecular function (GO): cysteine-type endopeptidase inhibitor activity involved in apoptotic process
Source: RefSeq, a predicted model, not a curated record
UAGAAUAAUAUGAUAGUCAAUUGAUUCAUUUAUUAACUAAUUGUUAGUUCAAAAUUUUAAUUGAUAUUUUCUUUGCUAUGCGUCUUUUGUCUAUCAACAAUUUUCGAAGUCGUUUUCGCGUUAUUAAAUGGUAGUAACGCCCCUGUUUUCUGAAAAGAAAAAUCAAAACCAAGACUGCAGUCGAAACAAACUAAAAAGAAGCAGUAUAUUACCAAAGUACAAUGAUAAAAUGUAAAACUGAAUUACCGACCGCGUGCGUAUUAACGUGGAAUUUCCCGUCGCCUGUCGAUAAAAUCGUACGAAACCACUUGAAGUUAUUGCGCUUGUGCGAUAAUAUCUUAAACGCAUUAACAAACGUGGAAUAUUAAGUAAACUUCAUAUCGAUUAGUGGACUUUUAAACAUUCAGGAACUCGCUGACUUUCUGCGAUAAUGCCAGUUCGAACUGAAGAAAAUGAAGCAAAGCAGAGUUAAGGAGUUAGGAAUCAUUCAUCCAAUCACUUAUUCAGCUGCACUUGUCUUCCAUUCCUCUCAGAACAAAAAGUUCCGAAUAUGGUUGAUUCAAAGUAUUCAUCAUAUGCCGAGCGACUAACGUCUUUGAGCAACUGGCCAGGUCGAAAUUCAUUCGAUCCUGGUGCAGUUGCAAAAUCUGGUCUCUACUAUCUUACCAGUGAUGAUGGUGAUAGAGUCAGGUGUGCUUUCUGCGAAUUUACAGUCGCGAACUGGAAAACCUGGGUCGACAUCUGGAAAUUGCAUGCAUCCUUUGUUCCUACAUGUGUCCAUCUCUUGUGUAGUAAAGGCACAGAAUAUGUCCAAAAGGUCUUGCAAGAGGAAGAUUGUAAUGCAGUGCGUGUGCAUGGGUUGAUGAACAUUACCACACAGAGUUUUACACGCAGUAGGAGCCGUCAGCCAGAAGAUCUUACGAUACUCGGGGUCAAUGAUCUUCUCUUAAGCAGACAACAGCAGUCUUCUUCGUGUAGCCCAAGUUCAAGAUGCGCCGGUCAGUACCGAACUCCCCGCGGCGUCCCACUUACAGUGCCAAAGCAUAGAGAGAUGGUACAUCCUGACUUAAGAUUAUCAUCAUUUGACAACGCGGAUAUUCGCCGAACGUUUCCUGAUCUGAAUGUAGUUGUUCAUGCGGGAUUUUUCUUUACAGGCGCUGAUGGUUCGCUGAGAUGUUACCAUUGCGGUGUACGGUUUAAAAACUUGAAGUGGGAUGAUAAUCUUUGGGAAAAGCAUGCCAAGCAAGCUCCGCAUUGCAUACAUGUUAUUCUUACGAAAAGUGAAGAAUUUGUAGAGAAGGUGCUAACAGAUGGCCGCAGAAAGCUGAAAAGAUCUGCUAGUGAUAUAGGGGAUAGCGUUAGUCCUACGACUAAGAAAUUUAAUGUCUUCGGCAUUAGUGAAGAAGAGGGAGUUGAAAGAGCCCGGCGAGAAAACAUGGACCGAUUCGCUUCUAUAGAUGCCGGCGACCAGUCAUAUAUGUGCGGAAGGUGCCAACGACACAGCGAUGGUCCAACAGCUAUAGGUUCUGUAUGUUGUGGCGUGUGGGUUUGUGAAUCGUGUGGCAAAUGUGAUGGACAUUGUCCUGUCUGUGGCAGGAUCUAAAAUGAAACAAUCAUUUGGAGCAUAGUCGGGGUGUGGCUAUUGUUUACGAACUGCUCGUGCCACAAUACUGGAUUACUGCUUUAUAAGUUGUUGGUUCACCAUCUAGUUUUGCAGUUGAAUUACUUAUUCUCCUGAUCGGGAUGGCUUAUUCUAUUAUCUGAAAUUUUAAAUUCGCCACCACUACAGGACAGUGAGCUGCUGUUUUAGUCGUUCUAUUUAAACUAUUAUUGUGGAAAUAUGCUUAUAUAACCUUUAAGAUGGUGAAGGGAUGUAAAGUAACAAUAUAGUUCUUGUAUAUGGGUUUUAUUGUGUAGAACGCGUUGUUUUCAUAUUUAUUUAUUGUGUUUUCAAUUUAUACCAUAUAUAGUUUGAUGCUUGUUUAAGUGCUUCAGUCUGGGGCAUGUAUGUAAAUACACUUUAUAUAUUAUAAGCCUAUAGAAGAUAUUCAGUUUCGCUUAAGCAGACUAUGUGCUAGGGGGCGUGGAACGUGUGGUAAUACCGUAUUUAUACACGUUUUCCAUGAAUGGGUUCAAUUAAACCGAGCCCGGGAUAUCUAGUAAUUGCGAAAUGAUGAAUGGCAUAUAAUAUAUCAAAUCUGUGUACGUGUUACGUAUUAUAUUACAUUCAUUUUUUUUUUUUUUCAUUUUUUUUUCUAUAUAAUAUCAAUUUUGUCAUUUUCAUUCGUGUAUGCUUUGUAAACGGCUUUUAUUGGAAUGAACGAUAUUGUUUCCACGAAAUGCCACGAAAAAUGUACAUUUUGCUCUUAAUUGGUUGGGUAAAAUUGAAGUCCUCUUAAAUACUAAACAUUUUAUUAUUUGAAAAUUGUAUUUGGUAUAAACAUUUUUCAUACAGUUUUUGUAGAGCAUCUGUAUAAUUUGCUUACAUUACAUUUCAGUUUCAUAUCUAGUUGCGUUUUAUAAAUACUCUUCCAUUUUCCAACAAACGCAAUAACAUUUUCUGUUGUAAUUUUGUAAAGACGUCGUUAAUACAGUGGAGUAAAAUUCUUAACAUCUUACACCUUAAUAUUUUUUACUAACUGUAUCAAACCAAUUUUUACAUUUAUUUCCUGAUUCAUCAAAACUGUAACAAACAAACUAAUUUUCUUUUCAUUUCUUGUUUUUAAUAAAUUUUCCGUUUUAUAUUUCCGUACCAGUGAAAAAUAAGUUUGAUUACAUUUGAUUACAUUUUAUUGAAUAUGCAAUAAAAGGAAAAUAUUUUAUUUAUAUGUAUGAAUAAUACUUUAGUAUAAUCAAAGUACGGACUGGCA